GUACACAGUACUCCACCUGGAGUGAUCCAAGCGCACGCCCGCCAGAUCUGAGUUUUUUCUUCGCUGAACGCUCACUUCGACGAGGACUAGAUUAUAAAAGCCAGAGGACUCAUCGCUGCGAUGUUGCGCCUUUAUCCUGGAUAAGUCAAUAGUAUCCUUUCUCGUCUUUUCAGCACUCGCAGUGGACUUUCCUGUGAGAACCAUCCCUUAGUUCCUCUAUCCAUCUGCCGGGGAGGAUGUGCGAAACGGUACCAUGGGUUUCUUAGAUGCUCUAACCUUAGGCUCAAGUGCCAAUCACCAACCCACUACAAGGACUACAACCCAGUCCAUCGAUGAUGGCAACGCCGUGCUUAUGAGUACUGGGGCUAUUACAACAAAUUUAUCAAGGUAUACGGGUGCAACGACUGUCCUAACAGGUGUUCACCGAGGCUACCCAGGUACAGUCGCUAGUACUAGCCCGUACGGCUAUGUCAGGGACGUGACCAAUCUUGACUCCACUGCUCUCCACCAAGCUACGACCCAAGGAACCAUCCACCAGCCUGCGACAGGACACGGAGAAUGGGGAUACUCCCCCCAAUACACUCCAGAUAUCCAAUCCACCGAUCUCCGCUGCGAAUGGCGAGGCUGCACCUAUCGAAACACCUUCAACCGCCCAGCCGAUCUCAUCCGCCAUGUCCGAAAUCUUCAUGUCGCUCCUAGAUCCUUCGCUUGCUAUAUGUGCGGUCGGCGAUUCAAUCAGGCAUAUAAUCUGCGGAAUCAUAUGCGAGUCCACCAACACACUGAUGUUCCGUCUGUAUGUCCUUGAAGAAUCGCGGGUGAUCGUGUACGAUCGGGGAGAUGGAUCGGGAAACGUCUGUUUAUAGGAUCGGUCGAACGCUUUGCAUUCAU
Aspergillus ibericus CBS 121593 is the source of this 888-nucleotide messenger RNA. Its product is annotated as C2H2-type zinc finger protein. Gene Ontology annotation, cellular component: nucleus. Lineage: Eukaryota; Fungi; Ascomycota; Eurotiomycetes; Eurotiales; Aspergillaceae. The transcript is spliced from 3 exons. The record is from RefSeq and is a predicted model, not a curated record. Gene Ontology annotation, molecular function: RNA polymerase II cis-regulatory region sequence-specific DNA binding; DNA-binding transcription factor activity, RNA polymerase II-specific. Gene Ontology annotation, biological process: regulation of transcription by RNA polymerase II. Bases 254 to 805 code for a protein of 183 amino acids.